Messenger RNA from Microcebus murinus (gray mouse lemur), 3255 nucleotides. It is a transcript of the gene KMT5C, whose product is annotated as lysine methyltransferase 5C. NCBI's taxonomy places the organism in Eukaryota, Metazoa, Chordata, Mammalia, Primates, Cheirogaleidae. Gene Ontology annotation, molecular function: histone H4K20 methyltransferase activity; protein binding. The record is from RefSeq and is a predicted model, not a curated record. Gene Ontology annotation, cellular component: nucleus.
CACCCUGCCCGGCCCCUCCUCGUGUCCUGGCGCCCACGUCUCCCGGACCCUCGGCGGUCCUCGGGCACGUCUGCACUGCAGCCCCUUCCCUGUGGUUCCUCACCCAGGCCUCUCCUUGCACCAGGGCCUCUCCCUGACUCCUCUGUCACCCUCCCCCGAGGUCACUCCCUGCACCCCUAGGGCCUUUCUCACCCUCCAGGCUUCUGCUUGCACCCCCAGAGCCUCUCCCUGACUCCUCUCUCACCCCCAUGCCUCUUCUUGCAACCCCCAACAGGCCUCCCUCUGUGCCCCUAGGCUUCUCCGUGCACCCCCAGGCCUCCUUGCACCACUCAGUCCUCACUGCACCCCCAGACAGGCUUCUCCCUGCACUCCCAGGCCUCCCUCUGUACACUCCAGGACUCUCUCCGUACCCCCAGGCCUCUUCCUGUCUUUCCCUGACCUCUCUCACUUUCCUGGCCCGUCUCUGGCCCCUCAGGCCUUCGCCAGGCUUUUCUUUGCCUUCCCUGGCCCCUCCUUGGAACCCCAGGCCCUUCCCUAGGUUCUCUCCUCACAGGAUCCCCCAGUACCUCCCUCCCCAGGCCCCGUCUGGUUCUGUAGGACCCUCUCUGGAUACCCAGGCCCUUCCUUGCUGUCUCUGGACCCCAGGUUUCCCCCUGACUUUUCUAGGCACUUCCCUGGGUCCCCAGGCUCUCCCCCAGCUCUCACUGUCCUCCCUGGCACCUCCCCCCCAACCCAGUCUUUCUGCAAAUCCCUCAAAGCGGAGCGCCCCAGUCCCUGGUCUGUAGCUGAUGUCCUUCCACAGUCGCCUUCUAUGCCCAUCUCUAUGUGUUUUUGUCUUUACUCACAGACCCCUCUCCAGCUUCCACUCCCUCCCUAGCGUCCCCACUUUAUUUACCUCCAGCUUUCCAGACCCCUCUCCCAACAGCUCUAGCUUUUCCUGAUGUCUCUGCAGCUCCCCACUCCCUGCCAGUCCCCAUCUACUCCUCUCCCAGGGUGCAGAUGGGCCUGAAGCGCCAUGGUGUGGAUACACGGCAGGCCCUCUGUCAGUGAUGAAACUGCAGGGCUUGCCAGAGACACACACAUCUCCUAAGUGGCACAGGGGCAAGCACAAGGCCUGGCUCCCUGGCCCUGCCCCUGCUUUGUCCUCACGAGCUCCCUGCUCUCUGCCAGAGGCAGUAUGGUCCGCAGGGCACCAUGGGGCCUGACAGAGUGACAGCCCGAGAACUGUGCGAGAACGAUGACCUGGCCACCAGCCUUGUCCUGGACCCCUACCUCGGCUUCCGCACCCAUAAAAUGAACAUCAGCCCCGUGCCCCCCCUGCGGCGACAGCACCACCUGCGCUCAGCGCUGGAAGCUUUCCUGAGGCAGCGGGACCUGGAGGCUGCGUACCGGGCCCUGACACUGGGAGGCUGGAUGGCCCACUACUUCCAGAGCCGGGGCCCGCGGCAGGAGGCUGCCCUCAAGACCCACGUCUAUCGCUACCUCCGUGUCUUCCUGCCAGAAAGUGGCUUCACCAUCCUGCCCUGCACCCGCUACUCCAUGGAGACCAAUGGGGCCAAGAUCGUGUCCACCCGUGCUUGGAAGAAGAACGAGAAGCUGGAGCUGCUGGUGGGCUGCAUCGCCGAGCUGCGGGAGGCGGAUGAGGGGCUGCUGAGGGCCGGAGAGAACGACUUCAGCAUCAUGUACUCUACCCGCAAGCGGAGUGCCCAGCUGUGGCUCGGCCCUGCGGCCUUCAUCAACCACGACUGCAAACCCAACUGCAAGUUUGUGCCCGCAGAUGGGAAUGCAGCCUGUGUGAAAGUGCUCCGGGACAUCGAGCCAGGGGACGAGGUGACAUGCUUCUAUGGCGAGGGCUUCUUCGGCGAAAAGAACGAGCACUGUGAAUGCUACACCUGUGAGAGGAGAGGUGAAGGAGCUUUCCGACUGCGGCCCAGGGAUCCUAUGCUGCCACCACGGCCCCAGGACAAGUACCAGCUACGGGAGACCAAGCGGCGGCUGCAGCAAGGCCUGGACGGAAGUGGGCGGCAAGGCCUGCUGGGCCCGUGGGCCUGUGUUCACCCGUCCCCUCUGCGCCGGGACCUGUUUUGCACUGCCUGCCAGCCCCUGCACCUGCCACCUUGUGGCACCCGCCCAGACAGCUUGCCCCUGUGGCUCCAGUGGCUGCCUCAGCCCCAGCCCCGAGUGCACCCCCGGAAACGCCGACGCCCCCGGCCCCGGCAGGCCCCAGCACCCCCCAUCCCCCAUGCCCGUGUCUCCCUGCACCGAUGGGGAGGCUGUGGCCCCCACUGCCGCCUGCAGGCAGAGGCCUUGGUGGCCCUGGGCCAGCCUCCCCGUGCCCGCUGGGCCCCCCAGCAGGACUGGCACUGGGCCCGGCGCUAUGGGCUGCCUUAUGUGGUGCGUGUGGACCUCAGCCGCCUGGCCCCGGCCCCACUAGCCACCCCUGCCCCCACUAGCACCCCAGGUCCCAUCCUGGUCCCCAAACAGGCCCUCGCCUUCACCCCAUUCUCCCCGCCCAAGCGCCUGCGGCUGGUGGUCAGCCAUGGCUCCAUCGACCUGGAUGUCAAUGAAGAAGGGCUGUGAUGGGCUGGACUCGGGGUGGGGGAGCCUGGGCAGGAGAGAGGGAGCUCUCUCCUAGCUCCCCCUACCUCCAGAAAAAGCCCUUGGACCUCUGGAGGGAGCUGACCCUUGACCUCAGCACAGCUCUAGCCCUGGGCGGGGGUUGGUUUGGACACCCCCAGGGAUCUGAUCCCUGACCCUUUGUGACUGCUGACCCCUGAGCCACCCUCACCCCACAGGGAGCCCUGGCCAUUUGCUGCCCUCCCCACCCCUGCCCAGCCUCAAGACUGCAGGAGCCAUCCCCUCUCUCAGCCCCUUCCUCCCCAGGGAGCAAAGCCAUAAGGGGGUGGGGGCCACCCCAUGGCAUCUCCCCAGAAGCCCAGGCCUCAGGAGGAGGUAGAACUGACUUGGGGGUGGCACUCCCUAAAUCUGCCCCCAUGGAGGGGAGUGGGUUUGCUCUCGGCUCUGCAACUGUCUAAGGUAGGGGAAGGUGGGGGCUGUCUGGGGGACAUGUUCUCCUCACUGCCCCCGAAGGGUCUCAGGGAGGCCGGGUGCGACCUCGUCUUUCUCAUGGUGCUAUCCCUGGUGCUACUGGGGUGGGGGCGCCCUCCCCUCCCCCACACCAGAAAGGGGUAUGUUGGGGGUUGGAAGCACUUGAACUUUUUAUUUUAUUUUAUUAAAACCUUGUUAUAAGGAGCA